UGGACAUGCAGAGGCUGGCACUCGCUCUCAGGGAGGUCGACACGCGCUGCAGGGACCACAACAAGGUAAUAUGGUGCCUUGUGGCUGCGGCUGUGUGCCUUCAAGUCAUUUCCGACUUAGGGUGACCCUAUCAUGAGGAUUUUGACAACAUUUGUUCACAAGAGGUUUGCAUUGCCUUCCCCUGAGGCUGAGAGAGUAUGACUUGCCCAAGGUGGGUUUCAUGGCCAAACAAGAAAUCGAAGCCUGAUCUCAAGAGCCAUAGGAGUCACCAAGAAGCAUUAAAAGAAAUUGAUGAAGUAUAUGAAAAGUACAAGAGUGAAGAUGAUCCUGCUCAGAAAAAGCGUUUGCAACAGCAUCUUCAGAGAGCCCUUAUCAACAACCAAGAGCUUGGGGAUGAGAAGAUCCAAAUUGUUACUCAAAUGCUUGAGUUAGUGGAGAACAGAGCCCGGCAAAUAGAGUCCCACUCCCAGUGUUUCCAAGAGUUGUCAGAUACUGAAAAACCCAUUGAAAAGUCAAAAGUAGAUCCAUGCCAGCCGGAAAGAUCUUCACGAAGGCCCCGUAGACAGCGUACAAGUGAAAGCCGUGAUAUUUGCCAUAUAGCAAAUGGAAUGGAUGAGUAUGAUGACCAACCACCUAAAGAAAAGAGGUCUAAAUCUGCUAAGAAAAAGAAACGCUCUAAAGCUAAACAAGAAAGGGAGGCUUCACCAGUAGACUUCGCAGUAGACCCUAAUGAGCCAACUUACUGUCUUUGUGACCAAGUGUCUUAUGGAGAAAUGAUAGGGUGUGACAGUGAACUGUGUCCCAUUGAGUGGUUUCAUUUUUCAUGUGUUGGACUCACUUACAAACCAAAGGGGAAAUGGUAUUGCCCCAAGUGCAGAGGAGACAAUGAGAAGACUAUGGAAAAAUGUACAGACAAAUCCAAAAAAGAUAGACGAUCGAGGUAGUCAAUGUUCUAAAUGCACUGAGAGCUGUGUCAUUUUUAUUAAAAAAAACUGUUUAAUAAGCAA
This is a messenger RNA of Sceloporus undulatus (fence lizard), 1007 nucleotides long. RefSeq names its product inhibitor of growth family member 2 (gene ING2). Lineage: Eukaryota; Metazoa; Chordata; Lepidosauria; Squamata; Phrynosomatidae. The transcript has 3 exons. The record is from RefSeq and is a predicted model, not a curated record. Gene Ontology annotation, cellular component: nucleus. The coding region runs from base 198 to 944 and encodes 248 amino acids. Gene Ontology annotation, biological process: positive regulation of DNA-templated transcription.